Peronospora farinosa is the source of this 585-nucleotide messenger RNA. Lineage: Eukaryota; Oomycota; Peronosporomycetes; Peronosporales; Peronosporaceae. The record is from the annotation of a GenBank genome assembly.
AUGUGGGCCAAGUAUGCGGCAAAGGCACCCGAAAAACUUUCAAGUGAAAUGAUAGGGAAGGUUUGGGAAUUUUACGGUUUUGAUGGUCCUGUGAGGAUGCUUGAGGAUUUCGUAAUGGCUGAUGUCGCAGAAGGUGUAGUACGUGAUUUGAAAACUGAGCUGAUUGGUUUUUGGAAGGCGGAGAAUACACCUAUGAAAGAAGCCCUCAAUCAUUUGAGGUUUGACAAAACAACUGUCCUCCUUGUUCGCGAAAGACUGCUCAAUACGUGGCUCGAGUAUGGAAACACCAAAAAGGGCGUGACCAAAGAGAUGGUGGAGGCGAUAGAUAGCUGCGACGACGAGAUGCGUGUGGCAAUUCUUGAGGACUUGAGAAAGAUUAAAGGCACUGAUGGCUUGGUCAAAUUUGCUUUAAAUCACUUGAUGACUUAUUUGGAAGAGCGGAAGUAUGCGGCAAGGUCACCCAUACUCCUGUCGAAGUCAACAUUGGAGUCGGUCUUUAACAUUCACGGUGAUGUAGGCAUUCUAGAAUUAGCUAAAGCUUACUCCAAUCGCAGAAAAGACUUUAGCUAUCUGCUGAAUUUUUGA